Messenger RNA from Cyclocybe aegerita, 1437 nucleotides. Lineage: Eukaryota; Fungi; Basidiomycota; Agaricomycetes; Agaricales; Hemipholiotaceae. The record is from the annotation of a GenBank genome assembly.
AUGGCCUUCCCGCAAUCCGAGGCCGAUUCUCCCAAUAAAAAUGCUCCAGAUGCAGAAAGUGUCGCUUCAGUCUCUGGACCUACAGAAGUACCAUACAGCGGGAUGAACCAAAAUACCUUCAUACUGUGUAACCUGCUUCCGUCGGAUGCUGCUGCGGCUGGAUUAUACUCUCGUGCCCUCUUAGGACUGGGGAUUGGCUAUCCAAUCUGGGAACCUCCCGCGGACCUCGACGUCCCAGAAACGCAGAGAAUGCGGGGCGUGAGCAUUGGCGAUGUUGGCAUUGUCAGCUCUAAUGGAAACUUCGCGUAUGGAUUUAACAUAUUUCAUUCUUCCGAAGACCCGAUUAAUUUGGGUUGUACCCCACCCAAUUUCGUGCCAUUGGAGCUCCCUGAGCCUUCGCAAUUAAAGCGAGACGAGGCUUAUUUCCCUCCCAUAACCGUUCUUUCCAGUAGAACAGUAGAGGUCAAGCGCGUCAAGGAGUCUCCCCUUCAUAUCUCAUUUUCCACAAUGGCCAAAGAAGGAGCCGCUCUUGUCCUUCCUCAUGGUGGUUUCCGCGAAGAUCUCGUAUCGACAGAGCAUUUGCAAAAGUAUCUUGUCGAACAUUCCCUCGACUGGUACCAGCACUUGGUGCAUGUGUCAGCUGCGCUGGUCCACAAUGCGAGCCUCUACCUCGUGACGGGAUGCGAUAAAACAGAGUCAUGGCAUAUGGCAAAUCUGAGAGGCGGUUCUGCAGAUUUCAAGGAGAGGUCCGCCAGGGAAGGGGAGACCCACUAUGAUUGGGUUCGCGGAGCGAACAGUCGUUGCCGCUCCAUGCAUUUGGAGGACGGAGACGGCCAGUUAUUUUCCAUUUUCGUACGUGGCAUCAAGGUCGCUCUCCCAAAUCGCAUCUGGAGGCACAAGGUCGAGGAGACUUUGUCUGAGGAUAUCCCGUACUACGAUGUGCUGGCAACGUCUGUUGACAUCUAUCAUGCGAAGGUAUUACGCUGGCUGGAUUACAUUGCCAAGGGUCGAAACACAUGGCAAUCAAGACGAGAGGCGAGUGCGGUCUCUCUCAUUUCGUCAUUCUCUGCUUCAACGUUGGUUGAAAGGUUCCAUUCCACCCCUUCCAUGUUCUUGCGCGGAUUCUCCAUGAAGAGUCCCCUCAAGCUGUUCUUUCACUCAUGGAAGAUUCGGUCUGGAUGGAGCACAGCGAAAUAUCCGCAGAUGGCAGAUGGGUCUCUGAAAGAGAUCAUCCGACUUCUCGCUAAGAUCCUCGCGUCGCAUGACAUCAAAACUGUCGACAAGUGUGUCAUGUUCGUUCCGAAGCCUGAGCCCGAGCCGACGCAGGCGAAGGAGCCAGGGCUCGUGCAGAGGAUUGUCGGGAGAAUUAAAUGGGAGUUGACCCCCGAGGAGAAGGCUGCGAAACGGGUUGCGGCGAUACUUCGGCGUCAGAGUUGA